Molecule: messenger RNA, 1885 nt
Organism: Onthophagus taurus
Lineage: Eukaryota; Metazoa; Arthropoda; Insecta; Coleoptera; Scarabaeidae
Product: putative G-protein coupled receptor B0563.6
Biological process (GO): G protein-coupled receptor signaling pathway
Cellular component (GO): membrane
Molecular function (GO): G protein-coupled receptor activity
Source: RefSeq, a predicted model, not a curated record
AGUGAUUGUCGAAGCGGCGUACAACUGCAAGCGUUCAGUGUAAGCUUCCGCUAAGUUCAACACGUGCUCAUCGAAUCUGAAGAAAACAAACCGAAUCGGUUAUCUUAAUUUCAUUUUAAAUAAUUGUUAUAAAAGGAAAUGAAACCUGAAAUGAGGAAGGGCGGUCGCCGGUCGUGCAUCGGCGUCAUUUAGCGAUGCGACGACGGGUCACGUGGAGAUACGACUGUCGAGGGAAUAUUCAUGUCUUAGAACCGGAGAUAGCAUCAGGAAUAGGAAAAGGCCAUAUAAGCAAUAAAUCCCAAUAAAAAUGUCUUUCCUUUACCCAAAAGAAUAUACCAUUGCCCCCUGUUUGAACGGAUCCGACGAAUGCUUUGCAGACAAUUGUUCCUGGAACAACUCCUUCGACGAUCCUAGAAUCGAGAUUCUUAAACGGUAUUCCUACGGAAUCGCUUUACCGGCGAUUGGUUUACUUGGAGUUAUUGGGAAUAUUUUGAAUCUGGUUGUUCUAACAAGAAAAAAUAUGAGAGGAACCGCAUACAUUUAUAUGAGAGGUUAUUCCGCAGCGGCAUUAUUAGCAAUCCUUUUUGCUGUACCAUUCGCUUGGCGAGUUUUAGUUCAUGAAGAAUUUGGAAAUUGGGACAACUUAAUACUAGCGUUUUAUCACACUCAUUUGGAACUAUUUCUUGGCAACGGAUGUCUGGGAGUUGGAGUUUUGAUGCUGAUUGCGUUAACGCUCGAAAGAUAUGUGAGCGUUUGUCAUCCCGGAUAUGCUAGACCUUGUUUAGGACCGCCAAAAAGGGUCGUUUGCCUAAUAUCGAUGGCAACUUUUAUUGUAUAUUUACCGGCGGUUUUUCGCAGCCAAAUCGUUCCCUGUAGAAUAGAAUCAACCGGCGAAACUUUAUACAGAAGACAAGAUGUUAAUGAUAUGGUUAAUCAUAAAUUAUUUAAAGCUUAUACUAUAGCUAUAGAACUGAUAUUUAAGGUUAUUCCAAUUAUACUCUUAGCUGUAUUAAAUGCUAGGAUAUUAUUAGUGUAUAGAAAAUCUUGCGAAAAAAGAAGGAAAAUGACUUUAUAUAGAACAACAUCCGGAGAAGAGGAUCCUAGGAAAUUUGCUGAAGAACGACGACUUGUUCUUUUAUUAGGAUCAACAAGCAUUUUAUUUUUAGUGUGCAUUUCACCAAUGGUUAUUUUAAACGUUACAUUAUCCGAAAAUAAUCUUCAGUCUUACGCCUAUCAAGUGUUCAGAGCAUUGGCAAAUUUAUUAGAAAUUACUAAUUACUCGAUUACGUUUUAUAUUUAUUGUUUAUUUUCCGAAGACUUCAGAAAUACCCUAUUUCGAACAUUUAGUUGUUCGGAUGAAGCGCCAAAUAGAAGAACGGCAAAAUUAUCUCAUCCAACUAAUACACCAACAACAACAAUAACACACGUGAGAAACGCCUGAUGGUUCUCAAGAAAAAGCGAAAUAUCGUCGGUUUAACAAUAAAUUUAAUCGUUGCAUGUUAUUUUCGUGCCAAACAACUACAUUCCAUAUAAAUUAUAACUCAACAUAAUCCUCGAUUUCCUCUAUAAUAAACAUUUUUAAGAUUUGAUAAUUGUAGUAUGUCAUAAAGUUAUAAAUAAUAAUUAUACUGGCCUAACAAUACAAUAUGUAUUAUCUAUUUUAAAUAAAAUCACAAUAUUUAAAAAUUUUCAUACGAAGGGUAAUAAUAAAAUGAUGGUUGUAAUAGAAAUGUGUGUACUUAAUUAGGAUUUAGAAUUUAAGUAUAAUAACAUAUUUGUGGACGAUGUUAAUUAAAUGCGAUAUUCAUCUCUUAUGAAUGUUAUAUUAUUUAAAUUAUGUAGUAUUAAAUUAAACUUUUGUACAAUAAAUAUUGAUGUAAGCAAA